UUUAUUGAUGUCAGGACUGGAGAGAUAUAUGAGAAAUUAUCCCCUUUUUUCCACCCUUAGAGAAAUGCAAGGAAGAGAGGAACUCACAGACACUCUUCUAAUAACUACAGAUCAUAAAAUUGCCGUCCAUGCCGGUGUUUUAGUUUCCAAUAUGUACAAUCAGAUGAAAAUUGAGAUAAUCAAGAUAGAGCCAUCUGAAAUUCUUCUCCAUAGUGAUACAGAUACUGAUGAGAUGGAUGAGAAUGCCGAAGACAGUAUGAAUGAGGAUGAUAAUAUUCCUGAUGGGAAUUCUAUAACCUUAGAUUUGUCUAAAUCUACAAUGCCAAUAGAAUAUAAAAAGUGUUUUGAAUGUGAAGAAGAGUUUAGCAAAGUCAAGCAGUUGAAAGACCACAUGAAGCUUGUUCAUGCAGAAUUGAGCCCUUGUUGGAAGUGUAACAAGUUGUUUGCUUCAAAUACAAUCUUGAAACAACACAAGAAAACAAAUCAUGGAAAAAUUAAGGAGAAAGAUUUAAGUUUUAUUUUGCUAAACGAAGAUGUGAAGAAAGCUCUUGGAUUAGCUGUUAAGAGAGGAAUGCUGGGUAAACACGAGUUUAUCUGUCAAGAACAGGAGGAAAACGGUGUAAAAUGUUUAGAACAGUUUUUGAACCAGGAUGCAUUGCGGCAUCAUAUUUCUAACAAGCAUGUGCUUGGAUUGUAUUAUUGCUGUAAAUGUGACAAACAAUUAAAUAACAGGGUUAUGAAAUUUACCCACGUCAAGUCCAAGCAUUCCAAAGACAAAGAUGAGAAAGGAAAGUUUGAGUGUAAAAGCUGUGGGAAAAGGUUCAAAUCUGCUUACUACUUGAAAACUCACUCAAGAAAAGUUCACAGUGAUGAUAUUAAGAAUGAAAAAAACAGCUUUAUAGUUGUGAACACAGAGGUAAAAAGACAGUUAAAGGCUUCUGUAUCACGUGGCACUGUUAGUAAAGAUGAGUACACGUGCCAGGAGGAAGACGAGCGCGGUGCACAAUGCAGCGCGGCAUUUCAGACAGCUGAUAAGUUCCACCAUCAUCUUUCCACACAUCACCUCUCUGGGCUUUAUCACUGUACGCUCUGUGAUAAACAGCUCAAUAACAGGGCGAUGAAGCACUUGCACAUGAAGAAACAUGCUUCAGAGAAUUAUCCUGAAACACAAGGGAAAGAUCACCAAGUCUAUUCAUGUGAUAUCUGUGAGUUUUCUGCUACCAACAAGCAUUGUCUAAACCUACACAGAAGAAAUAAGCAUGAGGCCUCAAAAGAGAAAUCUGUCUGUGAUAUUUGUUUAAGAGAAUACACAACACUUGAAAAUAUGUUAGACCAUAAGAGAAAAAUCCACGAAGGUGAAGGGUUUCCGUGUGAAACUUGUGGGAAAACAUUCAGAACUCUCAAAGCAGUUUCUUUACAUGCAGAGAUACAUGCAGGUUCAAAACAUCCCUGUGAUAAAUGCGGGAAAGAGUUUUCAUCCCAGCAGGCUUUAACAUCACACAGCAACAACUACCAUGGACCAGUUCAGGAGUAUGUUUGUCAAUACUGUGGAAAAAUUUCCAAUAUCUAUGUGACCCACAAGCGCCACCAAGAAACACAUACUGGAGAGAAACCCUUUAAAUGUGACAUCUGUCAAACUGCAUAUGAUCGGAAACAUAAACUGGACAUGCACAAGAAAACCCACUCGGAUAAUAAGGAGUUUGAAUGUGAUAUUUGUCAGGCAAAAUUUAAAGUUUAUUAUGUUCUGAAGAGGCAUAAAGUGAUCCACAAGGAACGAAGGCAUAAAUGCCAUAUGUGCAAGUUUGCAGCACAUCAGUCCUUUGACCUGACCAGGCACUAUAGGUCAGUGCAUGCUAUUGAAAGGCCAAAAGAAACUUAUUUGUCCUAUAAAAAUGAUACUUGAUUUCAAUCAAUAAAAAUGACAAAAAUUGG
This is a messenger RNA of Eurytemora carolleeae, 1932 nucleotides long. RefSeq names its product zinc finger protein 624. The record is from RefSeq and is a predicted model, not a curated record. The coding region runs from base 8 to 1903 and encodes 631 amino acids. Gene Ontology annotation, biological process: regulation of transcription by RNA polymerase II. Lineage: Eukaryota; Metazoa; Arthropoda; Copepoda; Calanoida; Temoridae. Gene Ontology annotation, cellular component: nucleus. The transcript has 12 exons. Gene Ontology annotation, molecular function: DNA-binding transcription factor activity, RNA polymerase II-specific; RNA polymerase II transcription regulatory region sequence-specific DNA binding.